Closterium sp. Naga37s-1 is the source of this 2829-nucleotide messenger RNA. The record is from the annotation of a GenBank genome assembly. NCBI's taxonomy places the organism in Eukaryota, Viridiplantae, Streptophyta, Zygnematophyceae, Desmidiales, Closteriaceae.
AUGACGACUCUUCCGCCGCUUCGCGGGGGAGCGCGAACGAGGCAUCGCGCAGAGCAGCAGCACGCGGCUGACUACUCGUCCACCGAUGCGUUCAUGCUCGCCACGCUCGCACCCGCGACGAGCCACGACGGCUCCUCGUCGCACGAUUUGUCGCACGCUUCCUCUGGUGCCUCGCGAACCUCGCAAACCAAACUGGACGGGGAAUGGCCGCCUCGAAAUCUCCGACCGCGAAACCCUAACGGCACAGCGCACGCGAAGGCAGAUUCUGGUAAAAAGGUCAAGAAAGGCGGCGUCAAGAAUGGGGACAAGGCGGAGGAAGAGAGUCAAGUGGGCUUAGAUGACAGGAGUACCGGUAGUGAAAGCGUCAGUAGCGUAUGCAGUUCAGGUAGCGCGAAGCCAGACGGUUUAGUCGCGCGCGUUAGGAAGAAUCUAGGAGACCUGCGUCCGUUUGACGAGUCAGUUAAUAACGCGGACGCUGGAGCCAGUUGGAAUGCGGACAGCGGAACGGGAACGGGGCAAUUGGGCAGAGAGAACGCGCAAGGAGGAGGCGGAGGAGGCGAAGGAGAGGGGACAGGUGGCGGAGAGCCGUCAGGCGGAGUGCCGUCCGCCAGAACAGCCCCUUCCACCCGCGCAGUUCCGCGGAGGAGGCGGACGGCGGGCGGGUGCAGCUUCGACAGCUCGUUCGACCCGGUGCUCUCCACCUCGCCCCCCGCGCCCAUGAGCGCCAGCGAUUGCGACGCCCCCAAGCCCAAGGGGCGCAGGGCAGCGGCGGCGGCGGCGCUCGCCGCCAACGCCUCGUUAGAAGCCCCUCCGAUACCCCGCACCGCCACCAACUCUUCCGCCGUCUCCAGCUGCUCCGCUGCUUCCGCCGCCUCCGCUCCCCCGGGCGCGCUGAAAGGGAUUCCGCCCGUGGGGGGAUCGCGGGGGCACAGCAGGAGCCGCUCGCACAGGUCCGGGCGGCUGCUGUCGCGCCUGGCGCACCGGCCUGGCGCAGAGCUCCCCGCAGACGCGGGCGCUGGCGCUGCUGCUGCUGCGCCCUCUAGCGCUGCCUCUGGUGCUGUGGAGGGGGAGAAGAGCGGCGGGGGAGGCAGGCAUGCGGAGGGACUGCCCAUGCUGCCCCCGCCUGACGCACCUCAGAUCGUGAAGUGUCAGAGCUGCAACAAGUCGCUGGCAGUGCCGCCCAGCCUGCCGCCGUCCGCCAAGGGCUAUCAGCGCCUGCGCUGCGGCAAGUGCCUGCAAAUCUCGAAAUACGCCCUCUACUCCCCCGCCACCGCCGCCGCUGCCACCUCUGCUGCUGGUGCUGCUGCUGACCUGGAAAGAAUGCAGAAGGGGGAACAGGAGGAGCGGGAGGGGAAGGAGGGGGAGGAAAACGGGGCGGAGUGUUAUGGGGCGGGAGGGGGAGAGGCGGGUGAGAGAAGUGGAGGGAAAGGGGAGGAAGGUCAGGAGGGACCCGGGGAACUAGUUGGCGGUGGGAAAGACGGCAAGGCAGGGGGGAAGCACCAACGGCGGGCGACAGUAGACUCGGCAGAAGUGCUGGGGGCGUGGGAGAGGGAGGCUGGGCAGGCCGGUGGCGCUGGCAAUAGCAGUGGGGGGCGUAGUGGAGGGGGUGCGGGCGAAGGUGUGGGAGCGGGUGCGGGAGGGGGUAGUGGGAUGCCCCCUCGCCCCAGCACGAGCAGUGGCGCGAGUCAGCUGGCGGUGGCGUCUGGGUUUGGGCCCUGGGAUGCUGCCACUGCCAUGCACGCUGCUGCUGCAGCCGCUGCCGCUGGUGGUGCUGGUGGUGCUGCUGGUGCUAGCAGUGUUGCUGGUGGUGGUGGUGCCUCUGCUGCACUCCCUAUACCGGGCUUACCCCCGUUGGCUGCGCAUCAGCUCGUGGGCAGCAGCCCCUCUGGCCCACCUCCUGGCAUGUUCCCACCAGGCGGAGUGGCAGAAUUCCUGAGGCAGCAGCAACUCGCAUGGCAGCAGCAGAUGGGGCAGCAGAUGGGGGCGGAUAUGAUGCUGCAGGCGCAACCCAUGGUGGCAGCAGGCAUGCUUCCGCCCAUGGCCCCGCAACAGUUUUCACUGCCCAUGCAGCAACCCGGCAUGCCGCAGCAAUUUCCACCUAACCCUGUGUCUGGUGCAGCAAUGCCCUAUGGCCUGGCGGGGCCGGGCAUGCCUGGCAUGCUGCUGCCGCCAGGGGGGAUGGCGCACGAGGGCAUGGGGCAAGCGGGCAUGGCGCAAGGGGGCAUGAUGCACGGGGGCAUGGUGCAAGGGGGGAUGGGGCAAGGGGGCAUGGGGCAAGGGGGCAUGGGGCAAGGGGGCAUUGGACAAGGGGGCAUGGGCGCAGGGAUGAAUGGUAUGGGCAUGGGCAUGGGCAUGGGCAUGGAGAUGGGGAUGGGGAUGGCAAUGGGGGGACCCAUGGGGGGAUCGGGGACAAUGGGACCGCUGGGCGAGGAGGGGGGCUACAGCCGGCGAGUGGUGGUGAACAGUGUGCCGAUCACCGACCCGGCUGUAGCGCGUGCAGAGGAGCUCGCUGGACCCAUCCACCCCGGGAGCUACUGGUACGAUGUGCAUGCUGGCUUCUGGGGAGUGAUGGGAGGGCCGUGCCUCGGGAUCAUCCCAGCGGGUAUCUGGGACCUAGCACUAGCUCCUCUGCUACGCCACUGCUCCAACGGGCACACACGCGUGCUGGUGAAUGGCAGGGAGCUGCAGCGGCGGGACCUAGACAUCCUCAUGCAGAGGGGCCUGCUCGACCACCCUGGCGCCGCCUACCUGCUGGAUAUUCACGGCAACCUUGCUGACGCCACCAAUGGGGAGCCGCUGCCCUGCCUCGGCAAACUUGCUCCCUCGUGA